This is a messenger RNA of Stereum hirsutum FP-91666 SS1, 2163 nucleotides long. RefSeq names its product 2OG-Fe-II oxygenase. Gene Ontology annotation, molecular function: dioxygenase activity. Lineage: Eukaryota; Fungi; Basidiomycota; Agaricomycetes; Russulales; Stereaceae. Bases 1 to 1029 code for a protein of 342 amino acids. The record is from RefSeq and is a predicted model, not a curated record. The transcript is spliced from 13 exons.
AUGUCCCUCGCCCAAGAGGCUCAACGCGCUGACAGUGACACAGCUUUCUCGAAUAUCCCGAUCAUCGACUUGAAGGACGCCACAGAUGUAUCUCCUGCUAAACAAGUGGCUCUUGCGAAAGAGAUCCGCGAUGCGUGUGUGAACGUUGGCUUCUUUUACGUGAAAAAUCACGGUAUUCCGGAAUCGACGAUCGACACCGCCGUCGAACGUAUGAAACAGUACUUCUCGCUUCCUCAGGAGGUCAAGAUGGAGCACGAAAUAACCAAGACCCCAAACUUCAAAGGCUACUCCGCCGUCCUAAGCUCGAACAACGACCCGAAUGGCGCAGGGGACAUGCACGAGGGUUUCGAGUUCGGAUUUGAGCCGAUACAUCCUCCUGCUGCACCGGCUCUAGUCGAUGGGGCGACUACGCAGGAGAAAGGUGGCGUGAUGGCCGGUGCGAAUGCGUGGCCUAGGGAGGAGCAUGCACCGGGGUUCAGGGAGGGGGUAUUGGGGUAUUACCAUGCAGCAGUCGCACUCGGUCGUCUCCUCUUUCCGCUCUUUGCCCUUGCACUUGACCUUCCGGCUAACUUCUUUGAUGACAUGACGAAGAACUCCGCCGCUUUGAUGCGCGUAUUGCAUUAUCCGCCCCAAACGGGUCCCGUCGACGACCGAGUGCUGGGUAUCGGUGCGCACACGGACUGGGAGUGUUUCACGAUCCUUUGGCAGGAACCUAAGAUCCAAGCUCUUCAAGUUCUCAACACAGAUAAGCAAUGGAUAGACGCGCCUCCCAUCGAAGGAACGCUCGUCAUCAAUCUAGGAGAUCAGUUCGCCCGCUGGACAAAUGAUGUUUUCAAAUCGACCGUACACCGCGCCAUCAACCGGAGCGGCGUCCGUCGAUACUCCAUCCCUCUUUUCUUCGGCACAGACUACGACGUCAGGCUCGAGCCUAUUGCGAGCUGCGUGAGCGAGGAACGACCGCCGCGGUAUGAAGUCGUGACGGCGGGGGAAUAUGUGAAGUCGAGGUUGAAGGCUACGUAUGGGCACUGAGCGCAGAGCGCUGCGUCCCAUGUAUCAGGGGGACUAAGUAGACAGGCCGCGGAUAUGGUCCGGCAUUCAAUAUUCAUAGAUGAAGAUGUGUUUUAGAAGAGCGUACGGCCGUUGCUCUUUUCUGGUGUAAGAUCUCUGCUGGAUUCAUAUUGUUCUCGUAGCUGUGUACGAUACCUGUAAUCAUCUAGAGCAGGAGCUCGUUGGCGUGGGAUGGCCAUGAUCAGAUAUGUAGAUCAGUGUACGAUCAUUGGUCUCGGUGUACAUCGACGGCUACGUAUGAGGAACCAGAAAAUGGUACAAAUAGGAUACAAUCGACGAGCACAAGGAUGAAUCUAUGAAUAUAUGUAAGACGCUAACUGCAACAUUUCGACGUCUAACCGCGAGAAAGAGCCUAAUAUCAUAAGAACGAAACUCAAAUUGGAUAUAUAGAUAGAACGAAGACGUCAGAGGACCCAACUCAAGCAGGAAAAAAAGAGAAGAUGAAGACGCGAAAUAUUAUUCCUACACCCUCUCAAUUCACCCCGUCGUGGUUCACUAGUGCUCCUUAAAGCCACCCCGCUCCACAACCACCCUCUACUCCAUGGAAGGACACUUCUACCAAAACCCUAUUUCCUAUUUCCUAUUUCUUCCCGGAGUCCUUCGCCUUCUUCUUCGGUACGACAGGAACGGCAUGUGUGCCCCCGGGACCUCCGUACGCAGACGCCAAGGCCCCAAACGCCGCGGCGUAGUCUUUCUGUGGGGGUGAGGCGUGCGUUGGGUUUGAGCGGGCGUUGGUGGUGGAAGUGGAGUUGGAAGAGCGUUGGUUGUAAUUGGAUGAUUUAGUGUUCGUGGAGAGAAGAGAUACUGUAGAUGAGGCAGGGUUGGAGGACAUGACGGCUUGAUUAAUGGGUGGUCGUUACGCGGAGGAAGGUUGAACGAGAUUCCUGUGAGUGUUCGGGUUAUUGUAGGCCGGCAAGGAGAAGAUGCAAAUGAAGUGACAGCAAGAAGCUGUCAAAAGCAGACAAAAAUGUUAAAUGGCAAGAUGUGGAUGAACACGACCAAGCGUGCCAGAAUGAUUCACCUGAGUGUGUAUGAAAUAUCGAGACGUGAAGUAUGACAGGUUGCCAAUGGCGCACAGUCCAAUGACUCAGGGGG